UUAAUGAACUAUCCCUGUAAUGGAAGAGUGACUGUACAGCCCAGAUAUCGCCCAGAGCUGCUUUGGGAAACCAGGAGCUGCUGAAAAUGUCGAGCAGGUACCACAAAGCAGCGGCCGAUGGCAACGUGGACCUGUUGAAAGAGGCCACUAGGAAAGACCUCAACACUUCUGAUGAGGAUGGGAUGACACCCACCCUUCUGGCAGCCUACCACGGGUACCUGGAAGCUCUGGAGGUCAUUUGUCGGAGGGGGGGUGAUCCAGACAAGUGUGACAUCUGGGGGAACACGCCCCUGCACCACGCUGCCUGCAAUGGCCACAUCCACUGUGUCUCUUUUCUGAUCAACUUUGGUGCCAACAUCUUUGCUCUGGACAACGACCUGCGCACUCCCCUGGAGGCAGCUGCCAGCAGGGACCGCAAGGAGUGUGUCCAGAUCCUGGACAAAGCUGCCACUGAGCAGAACUUGCUGAAUCCAAAGAAGGUCUCCAAACAAAAGGCACAGGCCCAAAGGAACGUUGAGAGACAAGUCAAGGAAUGUGAGAAGCGCCAAGAGAAACACCAGCAUGAAAUGAACCGAAAUUAUAUUAAAGAAAAGGUUGGCACAAUGGAUUCUUCCAAAGGAACACACUCCAGGGUAAAGUUGCCCAGUCUAUUUGCUUCAAAUACCACAAGUACUUUAACUAAAAACCUGAAAGAUACCUUGAAACUCAAGACAAAAAAGACAGCCAACAGCACAAGAAGGCAGGAAACACAAAGAAAUGACCAAGAGGACGAUACCCAUAGGAGAAGUGUGAUGCAUUUGUUUGAUGAGAAAGAGGAGGAUGAAUUACUGAAUGACCUCGAAGAGAAAAACCUUGCUGGUAAUGACAGUCAGCUCUCCAUUUUUCAGAGGCCAGGUCUUGGCAAGAUUGUGUUUGGAAGGAAUUUGGCUGCAGAGGUAAAUCCUGAAACAGUGUCUUCUGAGAAAGAAGAUACAAGAGUCACAAUGGCCAGUGAGCUCUUCCAGUAUGAAAAUGCUGAGAAUGGAAGGGAGGAUGAUGAUGAAAACAGUGCUGGUGUCCCUUGGAAUGAGGAAGAAGUCAUUUGGGAUGAUGAGGAAACAGAGAAUACGCCCCUUGAGGUAUUUCUGGCAUCACAGAUGCUGGAUGAAUUUCUUCCAGUCUUCAUGAGGGAAAAAAUUGAUUUAGAUGCUCUGAUGUUAUGUUCUGAUGAAGAUCUACAGAGCAUUCAGAUGGAGCUUGGGCCAAGAAAGAAAGUCUUGAAUGCUGUGAAUAAAAGAAAACUGGCACUCAAGAACCCUGGAAAAACAGUAGAUACUUGUUUAUAAAUUAUUAUAUCUGUUGUUGUAACCUACACAUUGAUUCAUUACCUUUCCCUCUCCAAAGAGCAUGCAUCUCUUCUGAGAAGUUUGCUAAAGCAAAAGGCAGAGAGGUUACCAAUUGCUUUAGGAAAUACAACAGGGAUAACAUUUUUCUCUCUGGAUAGGUAAUUGUGGUAAACAGGAUAUUAAGUAAAGUAUAUUCUGCCAAAAAGCAAGAAUGUGAAGGUAAAAACCCAAAACCUUCUUCUCCCUACUGUUUAUGUGGAUUGGAUUUCUUUUGGUCCAGAAAAUUUCAAGUAUCAGUGAAGGCCAGGCCCACUACAUUCCUUAAUAAAGGCCUUCCUUUCUUCCCCAAAACCACAAUGCAAAGAGCAUUCUCAGAGCUUGAGAGCUUUGAGUUUUCUCAAAGCUUGCUUCUGUAAGAUCAGUAAAACCACUCUUCCUGGUACUGAUGGUAUGUUAGAAAAGGAAUCUGAAUAUUGAUUUUAGCUGUGGUUUAUUGACUCUAAUCACCUCUGAAUUAAUGUACAUAAGACUAUUUUACAUCAAGUUUAAUAUUUUUGUUAGUAAAGUUUGUACUUCUGUAUUGACAAUAAUUUUAAAAUACAUGGAGUAUCUUCCCAAGAGAUGUUCAGUGUCAGUUGUAUAUUCCUUUCUCAUCUCAUUAGACUGGAUCUAGUUGCCUGGACCCAUCAUGUCCUAAAUAUCAUCAAGACUGCAAUACUUUUAACUACAAGAAGCUGAGGUUUAACUUUCAGAAUUUUGGAUCUAUUUUGGUACACCCUCAACUUGGUUCCUAUAAGGCUGCAUUUUCCAUGCAAAGUCCCAGAGAUGAGGAUUCAUAUCACACACCAUUUUCUGUGGGUUGUUGUCAGCCUUAGCCUGAGAGCUGUGUAUCACACACACACUCUGAAAAUAAGUUCAUGAAAAUAAAAAAUGAGCUGUGCUGCUGUGGAAGCUUCUGCUCCUCACAAUCUAUCUGGAGGCAUUCACAGCAGGGUUCCCCUGUUCCUUUGGGAACCCAGCACUAUCAGAUGUAAAUUAAUCACUCCUGUUGAUUUUUGUGAAUCUAAUAAAGUGCUUGUAGUAGUCA
Parus major (Great Tit) is the source of this 2412-nucleotide messenger RNA. RefSeq names its product ankyrin repeat and sterile alpha motif domain containing 4B (gene ANKS4B). Gene Ontology annotation, molecular function: protein binding. Gene Ontology annotation, biological process: brush border assembly. NCBI's taxonomy places the organism in Eukaryota, Metazoa, Chordata, Aves, Passeriformes, Paridae. The coding region runs from base 87 to 1325 and encodes 412 amino acids. The transcript has 2 exons. The record is from RefSeq and is a predicted model, not a curated record.